AUGGGUUGGGAAUGGGGCAACGAAGUGCUGGACGCACUGAUGGAGGAGUUAGCAAAGCAAGCAAAAUCGGCUAUGGAGACUGGUAUCGCCACCAAAUAUGGAACCUUCUUCUUAUGCUUUAUAAGUCUGGAAGGUGACCUCCCUGCUCAGGCAAAGGUUUUUCAUUGCAAGCGAAAUUUCUUGCGUGUUCCGAAUGCCAUGUGUCCAUGGUGUUUGGCCGAUGGGAACACGGUCCCAUUCACUGAUGUUCGUGCUUCAGCUUCUUGGAGGGCUACAGUGGGUCAGGAGGUCCCAGGGGUUAGUGAGCCGCCAUUGGCUGGUUUGAGCAGGAACGGCGAGGCCACCUUUUUGGCGAAAGAUGUUUUUCACCUCGUCAAUUUGGGAAUUGGUCGUACGUUCUUGUCAUCUGCAAUUUGCUUCUUGAUAUAUCUGGGUCAUUUUAUUCCCAAGGACCAGGCUCUCGGGCGAGGCAUUCCUGUGAGGAUUAAUGAAGCCUACAACGAUUUCAAGCACUUCUGCAAGCACGUCUUGAAGAAGACCCCAAUGGUUAAGAGCUGGUCGAGAGAGAAUCUCGGUUGGAAAGGCCCGGAAAGCAUGCCUUCCAAUAGCUUCAAGGCUUCGGACACGUACUUGAUGCUCUCGUGGCUCGUGGACUAUCUGGGGCGACCUUUUCACCACAACAAGUACAUCAAGAACAUGUCUGCUUGUGCUCAUGGCCUCGAUGAUUUCUUGCGGACAUGUACUAAAGCCGACCGGGUCUUCAUGACUCCAACCGAAGCACGACGUGCGUUGGAUAGCUUGGAUCAGUUUCUGAUCAACUACAUUCGACUCGCGUUUGAUACCAACAACGACGGUCUGGUUUUCUUCAACAUCACUCCCAAGGCUCACUAUCUGGAUCAUGUCCGUGAAGAUCUAAAGAAGCAGCUGUCAAGCCAGCAACGUAUCCUGAAUCCGAUGGUGUUCUCGACUGCCAUGGCCGAGGAUUAUGUCGGCAG
Symbiodinium necroappetens is the source of this 995-nucleotide messenger RNA. The record is from the annotation of a GenBank genome assembly. Lineage: Eukaryota; Dinophyceae; Suessiales; Symbiodiniaceae.